Bubalus bubalis (water buffalo) is the source of this 2958-nucleotide messenger RNA. RefSeq lists its product as uncharacterized. Lineage: Eukaryota; Metazoa; Chordata; Mammalia; Artiodactyla; Bovidae. The record is from RefSeq and is a predicted model, not a curated record. The transcript is spliced from 7 exons. Bases 510 to 980 code for a protein of 156 amino acids.
GACUGGAGAUUACCAUGCACAGAGAAGCCUGGAGGGCUACAGUCCAUGGGGGUCGCAAAGAGUUGGACACUACAGAAGCAACUUAGCACGCAGGCACGCACACAGACUUCAGAAUCAACUGUAUGUGAUUCUAUAGCAAGAGCUGUGAAUUCUAAAGAGACAGGAGAUAUUACAGGGCGUGCCAGCAAAAACCGCAAUGCAGCUGGUUUAGAUGGAGCAAAGAGGACAUGAAGAGAAUGUUAAUAACAAUAACGGUGAUAAUGAUGAUUGUUCUUUAUCAACCCCCUCCCAUUUCCUGUCGCAUUUGAUGGUGGGCAGAUCCACAGCUCACAUUUAUUGAGUAUGGUUCUGACAAAGCACCAAACAAAGCACUUUGCAUGGAUCACCUGUUUCAUUCCUCACAACAACCCUUUAAAUAAGUACUGUUAUUAGCCUCACGUUUUUGAAAUAAAAUGAGGCUUAGGUGGCUUAGGUGACUACUGAAGCUUGACGCCUAGAAAACAUCCUCCAUGUCUGCGAUCGCCACCAACACGAGGUCCACUAGCGGCAUCCCAGCAGGCACCGCGCCUGCGUGCGUCGCCCACGCAAGCUUCUUAAAGCCGGAUCAGAUGAAGCCGGUUCAGGCCUCGGCGUCUCAGAGAGCAGGCGCCCUCUCAGCUCUUCCUCCGAAGAUUCCGCAUUUGGCAGCCUUCAGAGAAACCACACGACAACUUCAGAAGAGAUCUUUAAAAUUUGAGCUCGAUCCUUCCCACUCCUUUGCAGUUUCCCAGAUCUUGAGACUCAAGUCUUUGAAUGACAAGAACAAAGUGGGCUUUGUACACUUGCUGGUGCCAUUUGUGGCAGAGAAGGACUUUCUCGGAUUGCUUUGGGAUGAUGAAGAGCGUGUCUCUCAUCCAAGAACUGAAAUGAUACCUUCAGGUGUUGCAUACUCCAAAGAGUUAAAAUGGAUCAGUAAAUCAGUGGAGGGAUACUCUCCCUAAAGAACUUACUUUCCAGGAAUAAAGAGGAAACAAAGGUGUGAUGAUAAAGAAGAGGAGAGAAAGAGAGAAGGGAGGAGGAGAGAGAGAGAGAGAGGAGGAAGAGGAAGAAGGCAAGAAAUGAUGAAAGAUUCAGAAGAGACACGAGGAUUAGGGACAUCGGUGGAGGUGCUCCAGGGACUCUGCACUCUGCUGGGAAUUGGUGACGUCUUCUUAGAGGAUGCUGGCCCAAAAGAGUUUCACCUUAGAGACUGAAUAUGCAAAUGGAAAGACCGUGUGUGUCAACAGAAUCCUGAGCCACCUCUCGCCAAACAAAACACAUCUGCUGGCCGGAUCGAGCCUGUGGGUGGGCUUCUAAUUUGCAAGCUCUGGUCUAGACUGACUAAUUCAAGCUUUGGAACCUGCACCGCCACUCCCAUUCUGCCCUGUGACCUAGUGGAGGGACAGGAUCUCUGCUAGGGCAGUGGCUCACAAACCUAGCUACACAUUAAAGUCUCUCCUAGCUACCUGGGAAAAUAAAACAUGUCCUGAUGCCCAGCUCCGUGUCAAGAGGUUCUGAUUUGGCUGGUGCACUGAGGCUCACCAGCAAAUAUCCAAUCAGAUUUGAGCUUCCCCGCACAAGGGCAAGAGCAAAGAGCCAUGUUUGGAGAAGGAGAUGUUCUUGGGAAGAGAGUGCCCAGAAGUCAGAAAAUCAAGGCCAGGCCAGAAACCCCUGUCAACAUGUGAAUUUGCCUUGCUUCCUGCAGCUCUGUGUAACAGUCACGCGAACAGCUAUAAGGAGUUUGACCUUGAUAAAAGUUUUGUCUUCCAGUUUCCUUCAGAUAUCUCCAGGCCAUCACUACAUUCUCCCAGCCUAGUGCAGGCGGCGACAAUGGUUUUUGUGUGGCGGGGAGGGGAGUGGAACAAGGGACGAAGGAAAGACGUCUUGUUCCUGCUGAUCUCCUCCAUGAAUGUUCACGCAGCGAAGCAGCAUCCCCCUGAUGGGAUUGAAACCCAAUGGGAGGGAAGACUUUGCAACCUGAGAGGCUGUGUCAGACUUCCUGAGCUGCAGUGAAGGCAUAUCACCUCUUUUCCCCAUUCCAGAGGAAAGUGAGUGCUGCAGCUGGGGUGAAGGGGUAGUACUUAAGUGAUGAACAUCUUUGCUACCUAGCCCAGGGUUUAGCACAUGGUGGCCCAUGAAUGCUUGUUGAAGGAAUGGAGAGAAAGAGAGGAUAUGGGGGAGUCAGCGACUGUCUUUACCACCUUUCUGCCCUUUGAGGCAGUUCUUACUCUUCUUCCUCCCUCCCCAUGAGCAAACCAGGGGUCUGUAUGGGAACUGGGUCCACUAAACUUUGUUUUCCAUGAGCUGCUGGGCUUUCCAGCAAGUUCACAAGGUGCCAGUGUGGUUUCAUACAAAGGCUUCACUCACAUAUAUUAAUUCACCCUUAACAUACAGGAAGACACCAGUGAGAUUUUAUAGUGUGUGGUGGGUUUUUUGAACCAGGAACCAGAUUCCCAGUUUCCCUUGCACCUACUCUUUCCCUUUGAAGUCAACAGGAGCCCUGCUCAGGGUGUCUAGAGAGAAACAAGGAUCUGGUCUAAGUGAAUUGUUAGGAAAAUGCAUUAAAGUACUAAAGUAAGAUUAUGUUACCCAGAAAAAAUACACUUUGGCCAACAGAAACGGCAAUCAGAGCCAUCUGAAGGGGGUCCUGUGGUCAGAGAAAAGAAGAAAACAUAUUUUAAAAAUUCAAUUAAUGUGUUCAGUUGCCUCAAAGGAAAUAAAGGCCCAUUGUCUUUUAUGUGUUUAAAAUAUGAAUCGCCAAUUAAUGAUGAGAUUGGCAAAUUGCUCUACAAUUAAAAACAUAGAAAUGUUGUUUAAGGCUAUUAGAAUAAUUGUCAUAUGUUAAUUAUGGGUUGAUGGAUUUUGCCAGCAACUACCUUUUCAGUUUGAGCUUUUCUGAACAGAAUCCAAACCCAUAAAGACGUUGAUAUAAUAAAAACU